This is a messenger RNA of Somion occarium, 3153 nucleotides long. The record is from the annotation of a GenBank genome assembly. Lineage: Eukaryota; Fungi; Basidiomycota; Agaricomycetes; Polyporales; Cerrenaceae.
AUGUCAGCGACGGAGGCGAGGAAUGAUAUCGACAUCAUGCCAGCCAAAAUAGCUUGUGUGUGACAAGGCUGUGACCUGUGUGACACAGCCAUCCCACGGGCAUGGGCGUGACAGGCUGGGCGGUCAGUUGCAGGCGGGCAUAUUCUUUAUCACCCCCUCCUUGCUCACCGUCCCGCUCGACGUCGACGCCAUAGUCGCCAAUGUCUGCACCAUGGCCAACGUCUGCGGAGAGUGGGGAGAAUCCUUUUGCUAGCGGAUCGAGCACGCCGCCUGAGGAGAACGUUGUCAAUUCUCCAAGGACCCCUCACAGCUCGACGUUUGAGUCCCCUCUCCUACCCCAAGAUGCAAAGGAGCCUGGCUCGUCUGCGACGAGGGCAUCGUCUCGCUCAUUGUCAGCAAACCACUUUAUUUCUUCACCGCUCAACCCCAAUUCUACUGGCCAUGCAAUCCGCUCGCGUCCAGCCUCCCGAGGCAGCACGUAUUUUAAUCGAAUCGCCUCUGAGGAGUCUCAAGCCUUGGCAUCGCAGUUCUCAACAUUGAACUCUGCUCACAGAGGCUCCAUGGUCCUUUAUCGACUGGCUGGUGAUACACCCGACGAUCCUCUUCUCCCGCCGAAAAUCACCCACCAGCGUGAUUCGGUCGCUUCCUCCUCAGGCGACUCCAUUUUCUCUCUGUCUUCCGACUCCAAGUACCCCUCGGGCGUUGUUCAAGGACAGCGAGGCUUCAUCCCUUAUGCAUACGAUCCAGAUCUUGACAUGAAGGAAGGCCCAGAUGACGAUGACUACCUACAUAGGCCAGACUACGGCGAGAACAAGCGAACGCUCUGGUCAUGGCGUGGUUUUCUCAACUUCGGGGUUCUCAUUAUACUCAUUGUCGCUCUCCUUACCCUGUUCAUCUGCUACCCUGUCCUCUACUUCGUUCGCCAUAACGCCAGGAAUCUUGCCAUCGACGGCAAUAUCCGAAUAAAUGGCACUGGUCAGGCACCUGUACUCUUUCAACUGCCUCAGAUGAUUGACUUGGACACGCCCGAGGAAGCCAAGACGCGGACUGGAUUCGAUGGUCAGCCUUAUGAGUUGGUAUUCUCAGAUGAAUUCAACAUGGAUGGUCGCACAUUUUAUCCCGGCGACGAUCCUUUCUGGGAGGCGAUGGAUUUAUGGUAUGGCGCUACGGCUGAUCAGGAAUGGUACGACCCCUCGCAGGUCACGACGAAAGACGGUCACCUCCGUAUUGUAAUGGACCAGGUUACGGACGUCACGCAGAACCACAUGUUGCAGUACAAGAGUGGCAUGCUUCAGAGCUGGAACAAGUUCUGCUUCUCCAGCGGAUACAUCGAAGUAUCGAUGUCUCUUCCUGGACCGAACUCUGACACUCGGGGCUAUUGGCCGGGAGCAUGGACGAUGGGAAACCUCGGGCGACCUGGAUACGGAGCAACCACUGACGGUACCUGGCCCUACUCCUACGACGACUGUGACGUUGGAACAUUCCCUAACCAAACAUUCAAAGAUAAGACAGGACCUGAAGCAGCGCUGCAUUCCGAUGAUUCUAGGUCAAAGUACAAUUUCGAGUUGUCCUGGCUGCCUGGGCAGAGGCUCUCUUCCUGCACAUGUCCGGGUGAAGAGCAUCCCGGUCCAAGCGUGUCUAAGGGACGUGGUGCGCCCGAAAUCGAUAUUCUGGAAGCUGAGCGAAACAAGACGGACGGUGCGGGCGGACAAGUAGUGUCGCAGUCUGCACAGUUUGCACCUUUUACGCACGACUACCUGUACAAGAACGACACCCAGGAUGCUUGGUGGAUCUAUGACUCAAGUAGAACGCGAGCGAAUGAUUACAAGGGUUCCGCUGUUCAGCAAGCUGUUUCUGGUCUGACAAACCUUCCAGAUGACAUGUUCCAGGGAUCUGGUCAAGUAUUCAAGACUUUAGGUUUUGAGUACUGGGCGAACCCUAGUAAACCCGACGAAGGCUUCAUUACUUGGCAAGUGGACGGAACGCCUUCGAUCACUAUGGGCGCUUCAGCAGUCGGUGCUGAUCAGGGCGAUGGCGGAUCAGGAGUCUCCAAGAGACUCAUUCCAGAGGAACCCAUGGUACGUCUUUUCGCGACUACUUGCCUGUUAUUAACAUUAGGUGUUAACCUAUCUACAUUUAGUCUAUCGUCCUCAACUUGGGUAUCUCUGCUAAUUGGCAGAAGAUCGACCUCUCGACGAUGGUGUUUCCGGCAGAGUACUUGAUCGACUAUGUUCGAGUGUAUCAGAGGACAGGACAUACGAACGUUGGAUGCGACCCACCAGAUUACCCUACUGCGGAUUAUAUCACCAAGCAUGAGGAAGCAUAUACCAAUCCAAAUCUCACUUUCUGGUCUCAGCCGCAACCUGAUGGCGCAGGUUAUUCCUGGCCGAAAAACUCUGCUGUGCGUCACGUAGUUAUGGUUCAACGUCCAUUGAGAGCUGACGUUUUGGUUGUGAAUAGUUCGAUGGCUGUUAGCAUGGGUCGAACUCAAACAUCUACACGUUCAUCUGCGGUACUAGCAUUUUCCCCCUCUCGAACGGUCAAUUAUUCUUACUGGCGGCUUACAUGUCACAUAUCCACUCCUUCCCCCUUCUCCUUGGCCCCGUGGCUCGGCGGUAUUCAAUCCUGUCAUAGCAGCAUUCAUUCUCACCAGCCGGACUUCAUUUGCAACCUUUGGUUAAUUCCUUUUCUUUUUUUUUCUAAAUAUACUUACUAUAAAGUAUACGGACAAUGUGUUUUGCUCAAUAGCGCAAAGGUUCAAGAGCAGUCUUGGUGCCCCAUCUGUAUUCUAAACUAUAUUUACUUUAGAGCCUCCAUCCUUUUUACACAUAUCUUCCCUCACACCUUCUUUUGGUUUGGAAUCGGGAACAUUGUGUCGAUAAUCUUGACAAUCCCCUUGCUAUUCACACCUUUUCGUAGUGCCUACAUUCUACUUCGAACUUUCGGUCAUCAUUCAGCAAUACCCAUGUAUACGGGGGUUCUCAAAAGGCAAGAUGUUGCAGGGAUGUAUGAAACCGAAGAAUCUGGGAUAUCUAUAGUAUAGUAGUGCAGGGUAUCGCAUAUGAAGGCAAAAUGUCGGUGUUCAGCCAGACCCUUGGUCGUAGAUAUAUCCGAGUCCGAAAUCUUCAAGCCUUGCCCUUGCCUGGACCUAUC